AUUCUCACAAGUAAAAACUCAAAACAGAGGCUCCUAAAUCUCCCAUCUCUUUACUUCACAUUGAGUUGCGGAGAGGAGAAAUAGAGAGGAAAAGGGGAAGAGAGAGCUAUGAGGAAGAGCAGAGUUGAAGACAAAGAAGAACCUUAACUCCAAAUUUCCUUUACACCUUUUUGAAGAUGGUAGAGGAUUUUUCUUUCUUCAAUAAGGUGUGUAUGAUACUGGCAUUGCUUCUUUACCGUUUAUUUGUUCACUUUUUUCUUCUAGAACUUUUGAUUUGGGUAAAGGGUGUGUGGAUGUUCUUGAAAGUUCUUUCCUUUUUUGCAUGGUUAAUAGAUGGGUUUGUGUUUCUAUCAAGGAUUUGAUAGGAGAAAGUUUUAUUAUUUUCUUUUUCUUUUUCUUUUUGAUUUUAUUGAAGAUUCAAAUAGAAUGUAACCCACAUUACCUUUACCUGUUUUGUUCCUUUUUCUCCUUGUAUGUUUUCUGCGAGAUUGUUCAAAUGGAAUGUUGCAGUUUAUUCCCUUCAAGUAUCAUUCCCCUAUGUGACCAUCGCUUGAAUCUGUCGGUAAGCAUACUCACCGGCAAGAAAUUUAUCCUUCUUUGGGUAAAUUGAAGUCGAAGAAGGAAGAGCAAUAAAGGGCAUUUUUCCCUUAAACUUCAUCAUCUUCCCAUCAACCAUAACUAGCAUCGGAAAGAUUCGAGAGUUGGAGGUCCUUCUUCCCGUCCAGUCUCUCUAACCAUCCGAACCGUGUUUUCGGCUAAAAAGGAAACAGCACCAAUAGGCUAAAAAGGAAAUAAACACUUAAAAAUAAGCCCAAAAUUUAAGAUCCUCAUAUAAAUGAUUAUUAUGAGAAUAAAGUAUUUAUUUCGGACUUAGUUUCCAAAUGCAAAUAAAUGUUUAUUGGUGCUGUUUCGGCUCAAGCGCUCCUAAUUCCAAAUUUAGCAUAAGACGCAUGCACUCCAACCUCCUUUUUGCUCCCGUGUUUUCACCUCGUCCUCAUCUAGUGGUUGCUUGGCACCGGUGUGAUUUUCUAGUGAUUCGUUUGCACUAAGGUGGCAGCAAUGACACAUCAGCAAAUAAACGGAAUCGAUGUGAAAACUGUGUUUGUACUAUGCUUUUUUGAGAAACAGUCAGAAAACAUUUUUGCCUUGAAAUUCCGAAUUUCACCUUGUCAGCCAAAACACCUUUCUGACAUUUCACACCACUUCAAAAACGCAAUCCGACGUGGUUCCAGGUGUAAUCUAACGUGGCAACUUGUCACGUCGGAUAAUAAUUGAUUCAGUGCUUUGCAUGUGCAGCGGAGAGUUGAAUACACCCGAAGGCAACAAAAACCCAUUCGAUUUCAGCUUAACCCCUUCCUCUUCUUGCAGUCGUGAGGGUUCUUACUUCUUCCCGUCUCCGUCGUCGGUUCCGAUGAGAGCUACAAUAUCUUCUUCACCGUUUUUCUUUUUCAUUUUUUUUCUAACCUCCGGUGAGUUCUGUUUUCUUCAGGGUCUUCUUGCUGUUUUCUUCAGCAAGGCAAACACAGUUCCUUGCUGUUAUUCUUUAGAAAUCGUAGGUUUCGAUUUGCUCUUUUCUUCUUGCCGUUGUAUUCUCGAUUUGCUAUCUUCUCUCUCCUCCUGGUCAGGUGCAGAGAGCACAGUUUCUCUCUUCUUGCCGUUCUACACCAACUACGCCAUUUUCUGGGUAUUUUGAUACUGUUGGAUUAGAAUAAUUUUGUGUAUCAUAUGCACAUGAGUUGCAUAGGAUCAUUAAAUACUACACAGAAACAUGGAGUGCUCCCAGAUGCGUUUUUUAGAAAAAGCGUUUUUUCUUGGUGAUGUGGCAUGAAACAGAACCAAAUGAGAUUUUCUGAGAAAUGGUCAUGAAACGUUUCUUAAGCGUUAGGCGAUUUUCUGAGAAUCGAUUCGCUUGAAAAUCGCAAGGGUGCCAAACACCUACCUAACUGUUCACCCUCCCAACUUCCACUUGAGUGUCAUAGGGGUUUUUCUUGGAGACCUUCGGGACUCUAACGUUGCUUGUAGUUGCGGGUUUGUUCGAUUAUCUUCACAUACUCGUCUGGUUUCCUAUCUCUUUCCCCGUUGCAGAAGGGUAAUGUUUGUCCAAUUACCUCAUCUAACAGGGGAGGUUUAAGUCUCUUUUGAAAAGAAAAGCCCAUUAGACCAAAAAGAUAAAACCCCUAAAAACCGUAAAAGUCCAAAAUGAUUUUCAAAUGGCUACAACCGAAGCUUUUGGUCUAUUCGGGCUUUUCACCUACACCUAGCAAAAAUUUGAACUCGACGAAACAUCCUUCGUUCUCCACUUCCGUAACAGACUGAGAGGAACUUUGCCCCAAGCGACUGAGAAGCAUCGAUGCAGGAGGCUAAUUACUAGCUGUUCUUCACCGUGUUCAGAAUAGCCACUCUCAGACCUGAACCUAUGUUCUUAACUUCUAAGGUUUGUAACCCUUAGGUUUUACCCUUGCACCAGAAAUGGUCCAUGGUUUUAGAUUGUUGUCUACAUAUGAAGGGGACAAAUACAGGCACAGAACUGCUGAUAUGUGUUGGGCUUAUACGGUCCCGCGCAUAAACUUUUAACAUGUAUGUAAGAGGAACUGGUGGAGUAGGACAUUGUGAGAUAAGCAUGGGGAGGAAAGAAAAGAAAGACAAGGAUCAUAAGGACGAUGUUUGUUGGCUGUCAGUUCAUGGAGGGGUUGCUGCUUUACUCCUGUGCAUUGCUGUGUUUGCUUUGUUGGUGAGAGUGGCGGUUUCCAUUCAUCCCUAUUCAGGGGCUGGAGAUCCGCCCAAGUAUGGGGAUUAUGAAGCGCAGAGGCAUUGGAUGGAAAUCACCCUUAACACCCCUGCCAAGGAAUGGUAUCGUAACAGCACCAUCAAUGAUCUAACCUAUUGGGGCCUUGAUUACCCUCCUCUUACUGCCUACCAGAGCUAUGUCCAUGGCCUCUUCCUCAGGUUCUUCCAUCCUGAUUCUGUUGCCCUCUUCACUUCUAGAGGCCAUGAGUCCCCUAUUGGAAAACUUCUCAUGAGGUGGACAGUAUUGUCUUCCGACGUGAUCGUGUUUUUCCCUGCAGCUCUCUAUUUCAUCAUUGUCUUUUACACUGGACGCCGUGACAACUGUAAAGAAGAUAUUGCAUGGCAUCUUGCAAUAAUUUUACUAAAUCCUUGCCUCAUCCUAAUAGAUCAUGGACAUUUCCAGUUCAACUGCAUCAGUUUGGGAUUCACCAUUGGAGCUGUUGCUGCUAUCUUCUCUAAACAUGAAUUGGUAGCUUCAGUGCUAUUCAGUCUUGCACUCAACCACAAACAGAUGAGUGCAUAUUUUGCCCUAGCAUUCUUCAGCCAUCUGUUGGGGAAGUGUCUUAGGCGUCAAAAACCAUUUCUUGAGGUGUUAAAACUAGGUUUGGUUGUAUUGGGAACAUUUAUUAUUACGUGGUGGCCUUAUCUGUAUUCAGUGGAUGCAUUCAUGCAGGUUCUCUCUCGCUUAACUCCCUUUGAGAGAGGGAUAUAUGAGGAUUAUGUAGCAAACUUUUGGUGUACCACCUCAAUCAUCAUAAAGUGGAAGAGGCUGUUCACAACGCAAUUGCUGCAGCUUCUCAGUUUCAAUGCAACUAUUUUGGCUGCCUUGCCUUCAAUGGUUCAACAGAUAAGAUAUCCAAGCAAUCAAGGAUUCCUCUAUGCUCUAUUGAAUAUUUCGUUUGCAUUUUACCUGUUCUCAUUUCAAGUUCACGAGAAGUCCAUUCUAUUACCUCUUCUACCAGCAAGCCUUUUGGCUGUGGAAGAACCUCAUCUUUUCGGGUGGUUGACUUACUAUGCUUUGCUUUCGAUGUACCCUCUUCUUCUGCGUGAUCAUCUUAUCCUACCAUAUGUGUCUCUGCUUGCUCUAUUUAUUCUUUUUAACUAUUCGCCUAUCAGAAGACAAGGAAGAAAGGAGAGAGGUUUUCUCUCUGUGUGGAAAGUUCUUCUGAUAACCUUGCUCCUUUCUUGCUCUCUUGUACUCCACCUAAUUUACUUGAUGUUGAAGCCUCCAGAGAGGUAUCCCUUCCUCUUUGAUGCUAUGAUUAUGCUUCUUUGCUUCUCUCAAUUUGUGUUGCUUGCUGCUUACACAAAUGUAAAGCAAUGGAAAUUUAUGAGCCACUCUACAUCUAUUGAAAAGGAGAAGAAAAUUCUUUGAUCUCUUUAUUUAAAAACUAGGCAUUUUUUUAUUGCCUCGUGCUUCUGUUGAUUUAGGGAAAUGUGUCAAUGAUGUGAGCAAACAAAAAUGGAGAUACCUCUGAUUAUAUUUGAAUAUGUGCACUUGAAAAUAAGUACUAACAGAAUGUGUUAUGUGCAUAAUCCAAUAUAGCUAACAUGUUGCUUGAUGUUGACAUA
Nelumbo nucifera (sacred lotus) is the source of this 4359-nucleotide messenger RNA. NCBI's taxonomy places the organism in Eukaryota, Viridiplantae, Streptophyta, Magnoliopsida, Proteales, Nelumbonaceae. The record is from RefSeq and is a predicted model, not a curated record.